UAUUGCUCAUGGCAGUUCGGUAAUGUACAGGCAUCAGAACCACGUCUCCUCACAGCAAAUCUUCAUUUGUGUUUGUGACGGAGGGAUUCCUGCCGCUGUUUUGAUUCAUUUACACAUUUUAAAUGCUCUUCACGAGUUAUCAGCUCCAUCAUAUGUAUGCACAGGCCCUAAAAUGAACACUCGCCAAGCACCAAAUAUGAGCAGCAGUGCUGCGAGCCCCAUGGCAGCCAGCAGCAGCACCGCAGCCGGACGCGGAUCCGGAAAGGCCACCAGCUUCAUCCCUGAGCUCCAGAGCAUGAUGUUUGCCCUUGGUGACUCUCGAAGACCCCUGCAUGAGACUGCCGCCCUGGUGGAAGACAUAGUGCACACCCAGCUCAUCAACCUCCUCCAUCAGGCCGCUGAAGUGGCCCUCCUGAGAGGGGCCAGGGUCAUUUCACCAGAGGAUAUCAUCUUUCUAAUGAGGAAAGACAAGAAAAAAUUACGGAGGCUUAUCAAGUACAUGCAGUUCAGAGACUACAAAUCCAAAGUUCUAAAAACCAUAGACGAUGAGGACCUGCUGGAUUCAGACAAAUACAGCAGCAGCAAUGCCAACAAGAGGCAGCGUCUGGCACAGGACUUCCUGAGCUCCAUCGACCAGACGGGGGAAUUCUUGUCUUUGGUAGAGGAAGAGGAGGUGGAUGAAGUCAAGCAGGAACGGCUGGAGAGAAUUGAGAAGAUGACAAGAAACAUGGAUUCCAGUCAGUACAGUGAUUUCUGUGAAAGUCGACAGCUGAGUUUCUCUAAAAAGGCCUCGAAAUUCCGCGAGUGGCUGGAUUGCAGCAGUCUGGAUGUGAAGCCCAAUGCCAUAUCCAUGGAGAUCCUGUCGUAUCUGGCCUACGAGACGGUGGCCCAGGUUGUCGACCUUGCCCUGUUGGUUAAACAAGAUAUGACUCCCAAAACGGGAGAUCCUUUUCAACAUGCCAUAUCAGCAACUUUCAUCCAGUACGGCAACUCCUCGGCUGAGGCUGCAAGCACCAAAAAGGAGACGGACUCUCCAGAAAACACCCCGCCAUCCACUCCCAGCGGCCCUCUGACGGCAGGACACCAAGGAAAGAUGCAUUCCAUGGCCCAGGGCAACGGUGGGCCAAACCAAGAUGGCAGCAGUAAGGUUAAACAGAGGAAAAGGAAGAAGAGCACGGCGGCCUGUGGCGCGGAGGCUCAGAGCAGUGCCAUCCAACCUGCCCACAUCAGAGAGGCCAUCAGGCGCUACAGCCACAAGAUUGGCCCGCUCUCCCCCUUCUCAAUUUCCUUUUCUCUGCUGUUCCCCGACAGAGUGCCUACCGCAGGAACGGGAUGACUUUCCUGGCCUGCUGAGGUGAACGGGAGGGAGGAAGUUUAGAGGGAUACGGCAGGAGUCGUCUCUGUCAGCGUGUGUCUUCCAUCAUCUGAUCUGUAAUCAGGCUCAUGCCAUGUGUCUGUGUUUACAGGUUCGUUUAGAGAGGAAACGUUGUGGAUUGGCAAGAAUCUGGAUUGGACGCCUUUUGUUUUGUUGGUGCUCAUGUAAACUCUAGCAAUGUGAGGUUUUUUUACUUUUUUUGUUUGUUUUUUUUUGUUUGUUUUUUUAAGUUUUAGUAGGUUAUAACAAAUGUUCCAUAAUAAUUUUUUUUUUUUUUUUUUUUUUUUUUUGUUGAUGAUCUGUAGAAGUUACAUUCUGAUGUUUAAUUAUUUUUUUGUCUUUCUUCAUCAGGAAUGUCCCAUUAUUCAUGAUGUUGUAAUACUUUAUUUUUUCAAGUGUAAUAUCUUGCUUUUGUAUUCAUUUUUAUUUGGAUUUAGAGGAUUUCAUUUCAUUUUUUAGGUUAAAACUCUUGAAAUAAAAUAUGUUCUGUGAUUAAA
Ctenopharyngodon idella (grass carp) is the source of this 1872-nucleotide messenger RNA. It is a transcript of the gene supt3h, whose product is annotated as SPT3 homolog, SAGA and STAGA complex component. The transcript has 12 exons. Gene Ontology annotation, molecular function: protein heterodimerization activity; transcription coactivator activity. The coding region runs from base 23 to 1336 and encodes 437 amino acids. NCBI's taxonomy places the organism in Eukaryota, Metazoa, Chordata, Actinopteri, Cypriniformes, Xenocyprididae. Gene Ontology annotation, biological process: transcription by RNA polymerase II. The record is from RefSeq and is a predicted model, not a curated record.